Messenger RNA from Lates calcarifer (barramundi perch), 1373 nucleotides. It is a transcript of the gene ccdc32, whose product is annotated as coiled-coil domain containing 32. Gene Ontology annotation, biological process: cilium organization. The transcript has 4 exons. The coding region runs from base 147 to 740 and encodes 197 amino acids. NCBI's taxonomy places the organism in Eukaryota, Metazoa, Chordata, Actinopteri, Centropomidae. The record is from RefSeq and is a predicted model, not a curated record.
CAAUAUUGUACCUCCAAACAAGGAAGUGGGCUGUCGUUUGUCAAAGCUUGUGGAUCAUGGGCGCAGUUAGCUAGCGUGGCUAAUCUUUAAUCUUUAAAAUCAUACAUAAGGAAUCUUAACAGUUUGCCAAUCGUUUUUCACACAGAAUGACCGACGACUUCGGGAGUCAGGAGGUCCGGUCCAGCGGGGAGCUGUGGUCCGAGAUCUGCUCCAGUCUGCCGGAGGUGCAAGAAGGCGAGGCAGCUCCAGAGAACAACACCGAGUUCAACGACUCAUUCCAGCCAGCAGCACAAGACGGAGUGCAGGUCAAUGGACACUCAAAUGGGACAGAUAGCAGUUCUCCCAGUGCCAAGUGGGAACCCAUGGAGGACUCUGAGAUCUACAUAGCAAGUUUAGAGAACCGUCUGAAGAAGUUAAAGGGCCAAUCCAGUGAUGUGACCUCUAGAGACAUGCUGCGCUCAUUGUCUCAAGCUAAGAAAGAAUGCUGGGAUAGAUUCCUGCACGACGCCCAGACCUCAGAGCUUUUCCAAGGUGGUGACAUGGAUGAGAGUGCCCUCGAACACUUCAAGAGGUGGUUGAUUCCUGAGAAAGUGGCCAUCAGCGCAGAGGAGCUGGAAUAUCUCCUGAGGCCGUCUCAGAAUAAGGAACCAGUGGGACCAGACCAAACACAAAACAGAGAGGACACAGAGGGAGAGAGACACGACCCUGAGGACGAUGACUCUCACAGCCCAGAGAAAUGAGUGUGUUAAAAUAGAAACACUGACAGAAGAACUAAUUUGGAUUUAUUGUAUUCAAUAAGGGUGACUUGUUAGCCCAUAUUUCGAGCCGUGUUCUCUCAGAUUACUGUUCUGGCCAAAGCUUUUGUUGUUAGCGGUCAAAGAAGUAAUUACAGCCUGUCAUCAUCCUCUGUAUCCCCAGCAACUGAGUGUUAAGUACUUAUUAAACCACAUGUGUUUUGUCUUUGCUAUUCAUCCCUUCAAGCACAUCACACCAUGAAAACAUAUAAUAAAGAGUUUGAAAUUAGACUUGUUUGUCCUCUAGUGGCAGAAUUAGCAUCUAGUCUGUUUAAUGACUCCUACUUUAUCUGUAACAAGAGCAGCUCGCUACCCUACAAACACAUGCAAAGGUUAAUGAAAGACCGCAUGCAGUAUCAUGUUGUUAAAUAGACAUGUUGUUAAUAUGACAAGCAACGCAGCAUCUUCUAGAGACAUUGUUUUUCUGUCUAAUAAUUGUGACAUCUAAAGUAGGAAUACUCUCUGAUAUAUUCCUGAAUAUACUGUAACAUAAUGUGUAACAUCUUUAUUUUUGCCAUGUUGAUUUUACAUAUGAGGUUUUACCCUUGUUUCAAUAAAAACAAAUAGCAUUGAUUUUGA